CGAACAUUGGACCGAUUGCAGUCGCCGCGCGAACGACGGUGGAUUCCGUAAAUAUCCUUGCGACGAUUGAUAGAGACGAUAACGAAUAUUCAGAUACCCCUAAGAGUGGGCUCUCAAACGAUUUUGUUGUCACCCAGAAUCCUACAUCAGAUGACCGUGUUGCAUUUGGUGUCACUGUGACUGAGAUUGAAUCUAAAGAUCUGGACGACGUGCAACACGACGAACUCUUGAGCAGCGACCGCCCCCCAGAGGAUAUCACUCUGAGUCAGCAUGCAGCAGACGUCAUGUCUUUAUUCAAUAAUAUCCGCACCGCACGGCGAAGUAGAUCCGAACAAGCCAUUGCCGUUCGACGUAUCACUGAAUUUAUCGUUCGGCGAUGCGCACCGAUCAUCUCCCAUCGACUCCGAUCUGACAUGUUCAUCUUUCAAGACACGACAUUAGAUAAGAUUCUCCAAGGAUGGAAACCUAGCGACGGGGACCAUUUUGUGAAGACUGAGUGUGAAAUACCAGAACGUCUUAUUCGCUUAUUCCAGACGGUGGGCAUCCAAUGUCGACAGUCCAACAGGAAAUAUUUCGCACCAUGGACGAAGGACAUAGCUCCAGCUUGGAUGAAAGCAUUUCUAUCGUGCCUAUCAUUGUGCAAGGAUUGUUUCAAGCUAGAAGACAAGAAAGUGGCAGGCAACACCACCAUGGGCGCGACUGUUCUAAAAUUGCUCCAAACAUUGAUUGAAUCAGAGGGGUUCAAAUAUCUGCUUCGACUGAGGUCUGUCAACGCUAUCCUGGUGUUAAACCGUCGGCAAGACUCCGCUCGCUCCAAUACUGAAAAUCCAGAAGACUCCGAUGACACACAUGGCGACAAUUUGGAGCUCAUCGCUGAGACAGAAGAGGAUCCGGUCGCUCUUACCAUGCGAUACCUUGGUAACGCCGUCGCGUGGAUCAAUGCAACAGAUUUUUUAUUUUCCAGUUCACGUAUUCGACGUACCCCGAGGCUUCGUCUCCAUCUCGCGAUCACCGCUCCUCCUGUCGAGCCGAAAGCAAUGGAAGAUGCAGUACCAAUCUUCACGGAUAUAUUCAACAAAACCCUUAAAAAUUGGGAGGAUCAAUCCAGAGGCCGCAACUCGGGGGUGCGUUCAUGGUACUGGCAAUCUGUUGGGAGGCUUCGAAAGUCCAGGGAGUUUCAUGGUACAGUCCACUGCGAGGCAUCGCUGAUGGGUGCCAUUGUACACUACAAUGGCCAAGCUAAUAACACGCAUAAUACCCAACUUCCGGAGAUAUUCCAUAGCACUUCCAACAAGCCAAGGACAAUUGGAGUGGCUCAAAAAUGUUGUUGGUGCUGCAACAUGCUGGCCACCCUCCUGAACUCAGCAGAUAUCCAGUUCAGCCUCCCAGGCUCGCAUGGUCGAAUAUUCCCGUGGGCCCUUCCCAGUAUGGGAAUAUCUUAUGAAGUUGCUUGCUCCCUUGAGGAUAAGCUUCAAAAACAACUGUCACUGGCAAUUUGGAAGAUGCUGGAUGAAUUAAGAUGUAUAUCUGAAAGCCAGACAAACAGCCCU
Molecule: messenger RNA, 1550 nt
Organism: Cantharellus anzutake
Lineage: Eukaryota; Fungi; Basidiomycota; Agaricomycetes; Cantharellales; Hydnaceae
Exons: 5
Source: RefSeq, a predicted model, not a curated record